GAGGUGUCCAGAUGUGGACGCAUUCGAGACGAGGCUUGCUAAGGCGCGGGAAAGAGCUGCAGUGGCAUCCUCAGGACUGCCCGAACUAGACCGUUGUUCGGAGUGGAAGUCGGCGUUAAUUAUGAAGGGCUUUUUUGGAAAUGAUCCAUUUACAACAAUCUCAUUGGCCUUAGAAUUCGAGCAACUACUUUACUUAAAAGAAAGAAACUGAUUGCAUCUGUGCAGAGGAGUACUCCGCUCAGGAAGUGGGAGUAGGUAUUGUAUAGAUGGUAUUACAGUUACACUGAUAAACUCAGCAUAGUUGUAUUCAGGCUAGUGUAUUUCCCGUGAAAUAGGAGAUAGGCGAGGUCAGGGGGAAGCCCCUGAGCAUCUCCUGCAGGCUUCCCUCCCGUCUCCAAAGCUUAGUGCCCUACUAAACUUCUUUUAGAGAACCCGACUCGAUGGAGAAAGGUUCUUGAGUUCUCUAAUUUGAAGGUGCUGCGUCGCGGGCUUGAGCAAUCACGCAGAAGGCUUCAGCAGCAUGUUCUUGGCGGAUAAUUGGAAUAUGGGUACUACUACUAGAGACGCCUACGCCAUAAUGAUGAUCACGAUCUCAUGUUAGAUUCGCAGAGUACGUAGUGC
Amoebophrya sp. A25 is the source of this 621-nucleotide messenger RNA. The record is from the annotation of a GenBank genome assembly. Lineage: Eukaryota; Dinophyceae; Syndiniales; Amoebophryaceae.